ACGCGUCUCCAUAAUGUCCAUAAUAUUCAAUUUGCAUUUCCCAAUUGCUUUGUCAAUUUGCCAAUUUACCAAUCUCAAUCUCAAUACCAUCCCUUUAUACAACAACAAUCCUUCUUCUUUCAACCACCACCACCAACAUAACAACACCUCUUUCAUUUCUUUCUAAUAUCUCUAAAUUCUUAGCUCACAAUCACAACAAACAAAAUAAAUUAUAAUCAUGGCUCACAAAUUAACCACCAAAAAAGAAGAAACAGAAUUUGAAGUACCUGAAACAACAAUCACACCAUGCAUCAACAACAACAACCCUUCAACAACAAUAACAACAACAAGAACAACAGAAUCUUCUAGAUUUUUUGAAGAGGACAUCAAACCAUCAGCAACCGCCAGAUCCGCCACGUCAUCACGUUCUCCGAAGAGAUCUCAUCCUAGCAACGAAGAUGCAGAAAUUCAACCACAAACGACGUCGUCAGAAGCUAAACGCGCUGUUAAUCGUUGCUCCGGUUGUCGAAAGAGAGUCGGUCUUACCGGAUUCCGUUGCCGAUGCGGUGAUCUCUUUUGCUCCGAUCAUCGUUACUCCGAUCGUCAUGAUUGUUCUUAUGAUUAUAAAGCUGCUGGUAGAGAAACUAUUGCUAGAGAAAAUCCUGUUGUUAGAGCAGCUAAGAUCGUUAAGCUCUGAAUCGGAAAAACACGAAACUAUAGCUCCGAUCAAAAUUGUUCCGAUUCCAAUCACGGUUUGAUUCUCGCAGAUGCGUGUAGAAACAAUCAACAAUCAACAACUUUAGCUUUGUGUUCGAUGGAGCUUUAAUUUUUUUUUAAUAAUUUCUAAUUAUUUUUCUUGUAAUUUUAUUUAGUUUGGUUUGAAAAUUUAUAAAUUAUAGUAUUAAUUACGUGAAA
Molecule: messenger RNA, 894 nt
Organism: Trifolium pratense (red clover)
Lineage: Eukaryota; Viridiplantae; Streptophyta; Magnoliopsida; Fabales; Fabaceae
Product: zinc finger A20 and AN1 domain-containing stress-associated protein 5-like
Exons: 1
Coding region: 218-676 (152 amino acids)
Biological process (GO): protein ubiquitination
Molecular function (GO): ubiquitin-protein transferase activity; zinc ion binding
Source: RefSeq, a predicted model, not a curated record